ACUAACUACUUGUCGUGAAUUUGGAAACCGCGUCAGCAGAUUUCGUUUACCAGGCGUUGGAUCACUGGAACAAAUGGAACGUCACUAUCGAGUUUUAGGUCAUCUUUCGAUGGUAUAUUGUGUGACGUUCGAUCGGACGGGGAAUUAUGUCUUAACGGGAGCGGACGACAAUCUCAUUAAAGUAUGGGACGCCCAUCGAGGCCUUUUGCGUUACACAUAUCGCGGCCAUUCUGCAGAAGUUGCUGAUGUUACUGUAUCUUACUGUAAUCAAAUGAUUGCUUCAGGGAGUGUGGACAAGUCAAUACGGGUCUGGUCGUUAGCUACUGGUACAACGUUGAGAGUUUUUCAUAUUCACACAGCUGUUGUUGCACGCGUGAAAUUCCUACCCUUUGUGGACCAAUCUCUGAGAUAUCUUGUUUCUUGUGCUCUAGAUUGCAAAGUUAUUUUUUAUCCAUAUGAUGAGAAUACGAAGCAUUUUGAGCUAAGCAAAAUUGUCCAAUUCGAUGAACGUGAAGUGGCCGGAACUAAAAUAAUAUCCCUCUGCCAUAGUCCAAGCGGCCAGUGGGUAGUAGUUGGUGACACUCACCAUUACUUACGUUUUUUCCGAGUUAAACGUGAAGUUGAUGGUGGAAUCGUUAAGUUUGCUGAUAUGUGUGCCCAUAAUGAUCGCGUUGACAGUCUCGAAUGGGCACAUUUUGGAUGUCGCUUUGCUUCUGGUAGUCGCGACGGGAUUGCCAAAGUGUGGAAAUUUGCAUGCGGAAAGUGGAGGUCUAUUUCUCUUAUCGUACCUGGGUUUGAACCAGCUGAUAUGCAUCCUUCUACUUUGGCUUCCAGUGAGCGCUCCAAAAGCAAGUAUCGGGUGAUUGGUUUAAUUUAA
This is a messenger RNA of Angiostrongylus costaricensis, 877 nucleotides long. NCBI's taxonomy places the organism in Eukaryota, Metazoa, Nematoda, Chromadorea, Rhabditida, Metastrongylidae. The record is from the annotation of a GenBank genome assembly.